CUGGUAACAAAUAAAUACCUAUCUGUUUGACGAGAUAAGAUCAUAAGUUAACAAAGCCUAACUCUGACAUUCUGUAAUUCUCUAUUGCCUAUGGCUCGCAAUAAACGUCAUUUCUUUUUCAAAGCUUAUAUUAACUCACUCUGUGAGUAAAAAGUUUGUACACGUUAUUUCUCCAACACCCAAUCUCCUCAUCAUAAUGAAAUUUCGCAAAAUUAUUUAAUUUACUUGAAAAAAAAUGUCAAAGAAAAUAAUUAAUCAAUUAGUUAAUUGAGGUGGUUGACGAGGCUUUUACCCUCGAGUUCCAAUUCAGGUUUUUCAACUUUUUAAAAAUAUUUUUUUAUUAUUUUUAAAAGCGAUCAUUCAGCUACCCCAUUCUUUUUCCUGCUCCACCAUCCCACCCUUUUCGCAACUGGUCCAAACAAGUGAUAGGAUAGUCAUAGAGUAUUAAGAAAGCUAAAAGAAUGAAACUUUUUUGCGCUAAACAAAAAACCAUUGGUAAAAAUAUAUGUAAUCGCAUAUAGGUAUUUAUUAUUGUUUGUCUAUAUUUAUUAAAAAUUUUAUUAUAUGACUGAUUCAAACUAAUUGAUGCAAAUACGCUUAAUAUAAGCUUUGUUUAAAAAGCAAAAACAUUAUUUUUAUGUCUUUACAAAGCUUACAUCAACUCACUCUGUCUGUGUGUCAGCCUGGCCAAAAGUUUCUACACAUUAUUUCUCCGACACUCUAUCUCGGAUCCAGCUGAAAUUUGCACAAUUAUUUGUGAGAGUGUGUGUUUAUAUGGAAAUGGUGGGAAGGGGUUGGCGAUUGGUUGUGAAUAACGCACCAUAGGUGGCAUUGUCCCUUGGUUCUAGUUAGGAGAGACGACUCCAGAACGUGAGACUGAAAGGUUGUGUUAUUUAAGAAAUAUUGGUAAGAGUAACUAAAUACUGAAUGUGGCGUUUUGUUUACAAACUGUAGUAUUUAGGAGUUAGUACGAACUGACCUCACAGAUACCUUCAAGGCCCUCCCCUCAACAUUCAUUAGAUCAUCCUCAUUGCCUGUCAGAGGGCGGUACUACUGCUGACCUACCAGACACCAGAAAAUUUCUCUGUAGAAUGUUAAAGGAAGGAACUUCGAUGAAUUUUGUUUCCCUUUAACGAAAUUCGACCCUGAAGCGCCAGAUAAUAAAUGCACAUUCGUUUCUAACAUAUAAAUAUACAGAUAGAUAGAUAGAUAGAUAGAUAGAUAGAUAGAUAGAUAGAUAGAUAGAUAGAUAGAUAGAUAGAUAGAUAGAUAGAUAGAUAGGUAUUCUCGUACAAUUAAUAGGUCUAGAUAUUAGUUGACACAUGUUGCCUGAUUGGUCCUUGCCCUUGCUUGUUGUAACACAUUUCAUUGAAAUAGGUCACUGGACUUAACUAGGUCAUAUGUUUUCUGUGAAAACCUAAGAUAUCGAAUCUUUUUUUCAGGAAAAGUGAUAGAGCUGUGACACUAGCAUUUUGACGUGUUUCACUUCGAUUUAUAUCUAUAUCGUUACUAUCAUCAACAUAUUGUACAUAAAGUUCUUGCUAUGGCUAAUGGUGGAAAGAUAACUGCAUUUGAAGGCCCAUUAAAUUCUGAAGAGAACAUACAUCAGCACAAAGAGAAGAACGUUAUUUUAAUUGUUGGUCGUUCUGGGAAUGGAAAGAGAUCUAUUGGAAAUUCUCUUCUAGGAGAGCCACCAUUUUUUGAGACAGAUUCUGAAGUAACAGAUGCAGAUAUCAAAGGACAUAAAAGAAUAGAAGAUGACUCCCCAACACGGAAAAUUAAAAAGAAAGCAUGAGGCAUGUAUACGAGAAAACUUUAUGUACCUGAAGGAGCAUUUGGCAGCCAAUAAAAUCGCAGAUUACUUGUUUCAAUAUAACGUGCUGACUCAAGACGACCAGGAGGAAAUCAGAAAUGAGAUUGCUAUUCUUGAGAAAAACGACUGCCUGCUAAAAAAGUUGCUGUGGUCUGGGCCUUGCAACGGAUUUGACAGCUUCAUGACAUGUUUGCAGAAAUAUCAGCCGCCAGUUUAUGAUCGUCUGACUAAAUGUUUGAAAUCGCAAAGUGGAAGGCGAGGUCGACUCAACGUGCUUUUCUCACGCAAACAAAAGUGUAAGACAAAGCUUCAAGCUUCAGAUGAUUGUCAAGAUCUAUGCUCUUGUAAUUUAGAAAUCCUUCUGAAUGACUUGAAACCUUUGUUACAACAGAAGGAUCGAAAAUCAGCUGAAUAUGUCCAAAAUAAACUGCAGCAGUUAUUAUAUACUAUAGAAAAUUAUUAUGACAGUUUUAGCAUUUUGGAAAAGGAAAUGUGUGAUUUAGAUUUGCAAGGUGUGUUGUUUAGCAUCAUAGCUCUAGCUUCUACUCAAUAUGAUGAUGUCUCUAUUGGAAACAGAAUCAAGCUCGCUGCCAUAGAGAUUUUAGUUUAUUUAACCACUUUAGGCAAUAUCUUGGCCAAGACAAUUGCAAACAAGAAAAGUGUGGAGGUGAUUGCUGAUCAGCUUUAUAACUUGCAAGGGAGAGUGUAUAUAGCAAAGGUUUUUGAUGACGCAAAGUUGCAAGUACAAAAGAAAAUGAAACGAGAAUGGAUCCUCAUUGCUUUGGCCUUGGCACGAUCCAAACACUGUGAUAAGAGUCUCUUCCUGACAGAGAAAUGGAAUGGAAUUUUCAGAAGAUUUAAGGCCUAUGAAAAAGAUAAGUUUGAUUCAGAAAUGUCUUCAUUGAUAUUAGCAUAUAUACUGGAGGGAAAUACCUUUAUCAGUUAUAUCCAAGAAAGUGGAAUCUGCUAUGUUGACUUUGUCAAGCCUUUUCUGACACAUUCCAUUGUACAUGCUACAAUCAGUUUCCCCAGCAGCAGAGUCAAACUAGAAAUUAAGGCUUACUUUGAGGGACUAGCGCAGUUAGCAUCAAUUGAACAUGCUGCAGCUAAGAAGAUUAUUGGUGCCAAGUUAUCUCACCUGAAUGAAAUAGUUCUACAGUUGGAUGAUUCAAUAUUGCACCGUGCACAUUCAAUCUUUGUUAAAAAUAUUUUGACUCAAAACAUAUCAGAGAAACCAGAUUACUCUAUGUGUACUGACUCCACAGAAGAAAUCAAAUACGUGCAACAACUUCCUGUUGUCAGUGAAAAGUGGGAAAUCGAGUCAACAUCUUCAAGGCAAUAUUCUUGUUAUGAAAAAGAAAUAUCAGCCUACAUCCAAGUGGUUGAUGAAAGAUAUGCUGUACCAGCCUCGCAUGAAGAAAUACAAGUUUCUAGUGAUGAGUUGACUCAAGAUUUAUAUAACAAUGAACAAGCAAACACUGAUACAACUGAAGAAACAUCAUCUGAUAAUACUUAUCGUGAAGAAAAAGAUACAUCUUGUGAUACUUUAAGUACCACAGACAACGAGGGAAUAGAGGCUCAUUAUGAGGACAUUGAAUUCUCAUUGAAAAAAGAGGAUUCUGCAAGUGAUAGUUCUCAGCUUGGAGAGCCUUUGAAAUGUGAUAAAAAUGAAAAGUCUAAGAAAAUUCUCAAAGAUAGUGGCUUUAGCAGUGCUUUGCAAAGGGUCACUUUUGAUGGCCCCAGUUCUUCUAAACAAACUGAAACUUUAUAUGAUAGAGACAGCACCUUCAUCAACUAUGAUUCAUAUUCAGAUGAUGAUGAAGAGACUGAAGAUGCACUUUCAUUAUCAGAGAGAAACAUUGCCAGUGUUUUAAAAGAUCUUGAAGUCCCUAUUGAGGCAAUAAAAGUUUCAGAGGAAGGGAAAGAGAGCUACAGAAGUUUAUUGAAAGGAUUUAUGUCUCAUGAUAUUCAAGUAGCUGUGAAAGUGUUGAAGACAUCUUCAAUGUUUGGUUGUCCUAAUUUCAAGGAAGCUGUUCUACUAAAAACACUUCGACAUCCCAACAUUGUGCAGAUCCUAGGUGUAGUGACAACAAGUCCAUUUUAUAUUAUCAUGGAACUCCCUGAACUUGACAAUUUGAGCACAUUUCUGCAAACUGAAAAAGGACAGGGUAUGAAAAUCAACGAGAUUUCAAAUAUCAAUAUGCAGAUAGCUGGAGGUAUGGUAUAUCUUCAAGAAAAAAAAAUCAUUCACAGAGCUUUAACAUCACUCAAUAUUCUGAUUGGAAAAGAAAUUACUGUGAAAAUUUCUGAGUUUAGUCAAGCCAUUCUAUUGGGAAACAAACAGAAAAUAUACAAGUCCCCUCAAGGUUUACAUUUCCCAAAGAUUGUUACAGCUCCUGAAGCUCUAUGGAAAGGAAAAUUUAGUUUUAAGUCAGAUGUUUGGUCCUUUGGUGUUAUCAUUCACUCCACAGUAACACUUGGCAGAUGUCAACUUUCAGAGAAACAAGUUGAAUGUCAUUUUAGUAACCAGUGUGUUUCCAAGAAAAGGACUAAUGUGCCAAUUGAAGUACCAACAGCCUAUUUAAAGAUAAUGUCACAAUGUUGUGACCCAUUGCCAGACAAGAGACCAAGCUUCCACAGAUUAAAACAGUUUUUUGAAGCCUUGCAAAAUUAGCUGACAAGAAAUAGAAUUUGUUGAUUUUCUUUGGAGCUCAGACAAACCACAAGCUUCUCUACAUUCGAGAUGAACAUGAAAACUUACCUGUGCAAAACUUGUAUUUUUUUUAUGUCUUUUCAGCUCUUAUUUUUACAAUACAAUUAUUUAACGUAUUCGUGGAAAUUUCUGGGUGGACAUGGAUGUCAUAAACAGCUCAAAUGAUUUGCCUUGAAUUUUGACAGUUGAUGUUUAGUGCUGGGAAAAGAAUAACAAGCCACACUGGGAAAUUUCUAGUUUAUAAUUUUUUAAAGAAUAAAAAUAAAUUAAUUAAAACUUUGCAUUUUAUCUUAUACAAUAUAAUGCAGACGUUACUUCAAAAAAGAAGAUGAUUACGCCCUACGCGUCUUGCAUUCAGUCAUGCAUGAAUUUAUCUGGAACAAAUAUAUGUUUUUGGGUAUUUCCACAUGUUGGCCCCUUUCAUUAUAGAGUUUAAUAAAGUUGUAAUGUUCAGAAACAUUUCGCGCAUCCUCUUCUAAGUCUAGAACUUAAAGUCUAUCAUAGGAAUAUUAUAAAGUCUUGUAGAUGUACACAUUCGCUUAACAAGAAUUCUUCUAAUUUUUUAAAAAUCUAUUUAUUGUUUGUUAUUAAGAGCAAAAAUGAAGUUGUAUGAAGGAGGUAUAGUGUUUUUUAAAAAAAAAUACUUUUGUGUUGUUGCUUUUUUUGGUACACAGUGCAUUGGCCUACAUUGUGUUUUUAAACAGUGCCAUAUAAAAACAUUUUUUACUCUUAUUAUUAAUGUAAUUAUUUUUUUUUUUUACUUCUGUAUAAACUUAGAAUCUAACUUUGAAAUUAAAUUGUUAUCAUCAUCAGUCCCUUAAUUAACAUUGUCGGGGUUCAGGUGACCUGAUCCCUUGAAUCUUCCUGGUCAGAAAGAGGCGGUCCAUUCUUUCACAUUGUCCAGCCGUUCCCUCCACUGACGUAUAACCUCUGCAGGUAUAAUGCUGUUCAUAAAAUGAACAUGGGAAACAUGUUCAACAGGUUUAGUGUUGGUUCAACACGUCCAAGUUAUGUUUUGUUGUUGUUGUUUUUUAUUUGUUUUUGUUGAUUAGACAAGUUUAAUUUAUAACUUGUCUAAGUAUUUUUUUGUUUUUAAAAUGCUGUGACGAUCACAUUUAAUUACUGUUCUGAUUUUAUAAAUGCAACUGAAUAGCGCCCACUAGAAAAUACUGUUAAAUGAGCUAAUUAUAUUUUAAUAUUGUUGGCUCAAUAAAAUUGACCCAAGAAUUGUAUUUUCCCAUCCAUUCUAUUAUUCUCCCUUUCUCUGCUUACUUGUCUGCCCCCUCACAUCUUUGUUUUUUUUUUUAAGUCAUUUUCUCUCCAUCUCUUAUUUUAUAAUUUGUAUCUUCCACCGAACUUGUUCUCUUUCUUUCCUAAUUGACGAUACCAUCGUUAAUUUUACCUCAUUCUGCAGCCUAAGGAACAAUAUUAUUGUUAAUGCUUAAAAGUCAGUUGUUUGCUUUCUUUCCUCCCAAAAUGUUUUUGCUUAUUAAAAUUUAAUCUUGAAUAGUUUGCCUUUGGAAAACAUAGAUUUUUUAAAAUUUUCAAUGUCUUUUUACCAUAAACAAUGUUUUUUUUAAAGAGGUGGGGGUUAAAAAAGGCUAUAUUUCUAUAUUGCUUUCACAUCUUAUAAAUCAUUGUUUUUAUUUGUUACAACAAAAUGUGUUCUAUAUGUUCAAUUCCAAAUCAGAUUCCUGUCGGUUCCAAACUGGUUUUUAGGUAAAUUGAUCACUUUAUAUCUGUGUAUCUUUUACCAUCUUGUAUAACUUUGUAUUCUUUACCAACCACAUGACUCCCUUGUUAACCAUGUGCCACAGAAACAGAUGACCUUUACAUCAUCUGCCCUAAAGAUCACAAGGUCUGAAAGGGUAUACUUAUAGACAGCUAUUCAAUUUGCAUACAUGUAGGUUUUUUUGUCAUCUGCCCUAUAGAUCACAAGGUCUGAAAGGAUAUACUUAUAGACAGCUAUUCAAUUUGCAUACAUGUAGGUUUUUUUGUCAUCUGCCCUAUAGAUCACAAGGUCUGAAAGGGUAUACUUAUAGACAGCCAUUCAAUUUGCAUACAUGUAGGUUUUUUUGUCAUCUGCCCUAUAGAUCACAAGGUCUGAAAGGAUAUACUUAUAGACAGCCAUUCAAUUUGCAUACAUGUAGGGUUUUUUUUUGUCUUCUUAUAUGUCUUUAUUUGUCUACAAUUGUGAACUUAGUAACUAGUUAAUUUGACCUAACUAAAGAAGGGUUCUAGAUUUAUUAUAUUCAGAGAUUGGUUAACCUAUUAAUAAACUUUAAAAUUUGUAUGACUUGCAUUAUUACAUCUUAGUGCUGUUAGUUCAGAAAUAUGAAAAGUAAAAAUCAUUUUUAUUGUUGCAUUUUGUCUGGUACUAUGUAAUCUAAACUAAAUUGAUUACACAUUAACUGGCGUACCAUUGACAUGAUCUUUGUGGCAAGGCAGCUCCAGGAAAAACGCCAAGAACAAAAUGCUGACCUCUUCUCAAUAUAUGUUGACCUAACAAAGGCAUUCGACACUGUUAGCAGAGAUGGACUCUGGUAUUAUGUCAAAGUAUGGCUGUCCACGAAAAUUCAUAACCAUGGUGAGACUAUUUCAUGAUGGCAUGAAGGCUCGUGUCCAAGAAAGUGGAGAACCAUCAGAGCCCUUCGAUGUAUCAAACGGGGUAAAACAAGGCUGUGUCCUAGCAUCUACACCGUUCAGUAUCAUGUUCUCUGCUAUGCUGACAGAUGCAUUCACAGAUAGAGAAAACAUCGGGAUAAAUAUAACAUACAGAUUUGAUGGUGGCCUAUUCAACCCGAGGCAGCUCAAAGCAAAAUCAAAAACAAAUUUCAGCAGUAAUCAGGGACUUGCUAUUUGCUGACCACUUCGCCCUAAAAGCCUCAAUAGUAUUAGUUUAUCAAAAACCAAACUAUUUUUUAUAAUGACUGUUUACUAUAUAGAGUGUUGCCGCUAGUAUAAGUUGACAAUAUAUUUGUAUAAGCUGAAUUCUGUUCAUUAGACCAAUUGUUGUUUUAUCUUUUCUUAUUUCCUCUUUUUUAUAAUGUUUUUUUAAAAUAUAAUGUUACUGUUGAGAUUUUAUAAAAUGUAACCAAAAAUUUAAAAAAAUAUAUAUAUAUUUUCUUAAAUAUUUUUAUUUUUUUAGAAAAAAAAAUCUAAAAUAAAAUAUUCACACUUAAAUCUC
This is a messenger RNA of Biomphalaria glabrata, 7713 nucleotides long. RefSeq lists its product as uncharacterized. Lineage: Eukaryota; Metazoa; Mollusca; Gastropoda; Planorbidae. The transcript has 28 exons. The record is from RefSeq and is a predicted model, not a curated record. Gene Ontology annotation, biological process: regulation of apoptotic process; cell differentiation; cell surface receptor protein tyrosine kinase signaling pathway. Gene Ontology annotation, cellular component: extrinsic component of cytoplasmic side of plasma membrane. Gene Ontology annotation, molecular function: ATP binding; non-membrane spanning protein tyrosine kinase activity; signaling receptor binding. The coding region runs from base 1758 to 4487 and encodes 909 amino acids.